Messenger RNA from Caenorhabditis remanei, 438 nucleotides. RefSeq lists its product as uncharacterized. Bases 1 to 438 code for a protein of 145 amino acids. Lineage: Eukaryota; Metazoa; Nematoda; Chromadorea; Rhabditida; Rhabditidae. The record is from RefSeq and is a predicted model, not a curated record. The transcript is spliced from 4 exons.
AUGGAUUUCGGAGCGAACUGGGCGUACAAGGAAAUAGACGUGAAAGUGAGUGGAACUCUUCAAGAAGCUGCUGAUAUUCUGAGAAAAAUGAAGGAAGAAAAGGCGGAUGACAAGGAGAAAUCAUUGAUUUCACGCAACUUUUCGGGUAUCUCCAUAACAUCAACUGAAUCUCACAAGACAAUUUCCAUCAGUUCGAUUCAUCGUUCUUCGUCGAAAGAACCGAAACCAACUAUUCGUACUCCACGUGAUGCUGGAAAGAAUCGGAAAAUAUUAUUCCCGAAAGCUGUGAUCGUCAAUUCGAAAAAAGAAUCGUUGGUUUCGGCUAGUUAUGCGGAGAGUUCUAAUGAAAGUUCCGUGGAUCCAAUCGCUCCAAUUCCGGAAAGUGAAAAUCUGUUCCCCGAGGCAAUCUACAUUCCAGCUAACAAGGGAAAAACUUAG